GGACCCGGAGUGCGUGCGCGUGUGUGUCUAUAAGAGAAGGAAGGUGGCGAAGGGAGGAGAUUCCGAGUGGGUGGAGGGAGGGGAAGGGCGGGAGAAGAAGAAGGUGAGAGGAGAGCCAGGUGGGAGGGUGGCGACUCACUCAGGACCCAGUGGGGGCAGCGCGAUGAGGCGGGUGACCCUGUUCCUUAACGGCAGUCCCAAGAAUGGAAAGGUGGUUGCUGUAUAUGGAACUUUAUCUGAUUUGCUUUCUGUGGCCAGCAGUAAACUCGGCAUAAAAGCCACUAGUGUGUAUAAUGGGAAAGGUGGACUGAUUGAUGAUAUUGCUUUGAUCAGGGAUGAUGAUGUUUUAUUUGUGUGUGAAGGAGAACCAUUCAUUGAUCCUCAGACAGAUUCUAAACUACCCGAAGGCUUGUCAGGAUCUCACACAGACUGGCUAACGUUAAAUGUUGGAGGGCGGUACUUUACAACUACACGGAGCACUUUAGUGAAUAAAGAACCCGACAGUAUGCUGGCCCACAUGUUUAAGGACAAAGGUGUCUGGGGAAAUAAGCAGGAUCAUAGAGGAGCUUUCCUAAUUGACCGAAGUCCUGAAUACUUUGAACCCAUUUUGAACUACUUGCGUCAUGGACAGCUCAUUGUAAAUGAUGGCAUUAAUUUAUUAGGUGUGUUAGAAGAAGCCAGAUUUUUUGGUAUUGACUCAUUGAUUGAACACCUAGAAGUGGCAAUAAAGAAUUCUCAACCACCAGAGGACCAUUCACCGAUAUCUCGAAAGGAAUUUGUCCGAUUUCUGCUAGCCACUCCAACCAAAUCAGAAUUGCGUUGUCAGGGUUUAAACUUCAGUGGUGCUGAUCUUUCUCGUUUGGACCUUCGAUACAUUAACUUCAAAAUGGCCAAUUUAAGCCGCUGCAAUCUUGCACAUGCUAAUCUGUGCUGUGCAAAUCUUGAACGAGCUGAUCUCUCUGGAUCAGUACUUGACUGUGCAAAUCUCCAGGGAGUCAAGAUGCUCUGUUCUAAUGCAGAAGGGGCAUCGCUGAAACUGUGUAAUUUUGAAGAUCCUUCUGGUCUUAAAGCCAAUUUAGAAGGUGCUAAUCUGAAAGGCGUGGAUAUGGAAGGAAGUCAAAUGACAGGAAUUAACCUGAGAGUCGCUACCUUAAAAAAUGCCAAGUUGAAAAACUGUAACCUCAGAGGAGCGACUCUGGCAGGAACUGAUUUAGAGAAUUGUGACCUGUCUGGGUGUGACCUUCAAGAAGCGAACCUGAGAGGUUCCAACGUGAAAGGAGCCAUAUUUGAAGAGAUGCUGACCCCACUACAUAUGUCACAAAGUGUCAGAUGAAAAUUUUAGGGCUGGAGGAAGAUGCCCAAGAUGAAAAAUGUUUUCCUUAUCACUUUUAUUUCUGUAAGGAAAUUAAAAACAACAACAACAACAUUUAAAGGAUCAUGCUUGUUCUCAGUGGUGCAUAAAGGGAAAAAAGUGACUUUUUUCCUACAUUCUGAUUUUAACAGAGAAGCACUCAUUCAGUAGAUGUAGGGAAGCUAGAUUAGAUUGCUGCCUUUCGAGUGGAGUAGAGGGAUUUGCCUGGCUUUAUGACCAGGAAAAGUAUCUAUUGUAUUUGCUUUUAAAUAGGCAUGAUGUGAAAAUAUCAUCUUGGCUUGAAAUGCAUUUGAAGAUUUUAAUUUAUGAGAAGCACAACAUAUGCAAUUAUAUUUAUUGAAUCUUUAGAUGCAUAUGGGUAUUUAAACUGUUAAACUUUAUGAAAAUUUUGAAGAGGUUGUUCAGGUUUAUAAAUAGCUUUAGUGAUGCCUCCCCUACUUUACCUGUCACACCGUGUGAACAUGGUGACAUCAGAACCCCUAAGGCUCUUUUCAGGUUCAUUUUUAUGAUAUUUAUUUUUCCGAAUAAAACUAGCUAAAUUAAAGAAAUCCUCCAUUCUUACUGAUUUAGACAGUAGAAGGAAAGACAUCAUUGUACUUCUUUGUCAGCUGAAUGAAGUUACAGUGGAACUCUCCAGACGGAAGAAGUAUUCACCUAUAGCAACAACUUAGAAAUGAGCAUUCCUUAGAAUUUCAUUCUAAGCAAGUUCCACUUAAACACCAGACCAGGCAGUUUUAUUUAUUUCCACUACUAGCCUAGUUUCCUCCUCCACAGUCAAAACAAGCAUAGGAAAAUAUUUUAAAACCAAAACCAAGGUGCAUUACCAAAUUCAUUUAAUUCAAUGGCCAACUAAAGAGGGCCAACUCAGAUAUUAAGUCCCAAUCCACUGUAAACAAAGCUAUAAAAUAUGAAUAGAUAUGGCUAAGUUAUCCUUUAGAAGUGAACAUAAUAUAAUUGUAGUUAAAACCCUCCUUUGGGGAAUGAGGGAUUUUAAACUGACCAUUUGAUGAUAGCCACCGAAAAACUUAAACAAAAAUAAAGGCAUUUGGCUAAUCCAAGAUGUAAUACCAAUCAGUCAGCACCUGUGGUUCUUUUACUUAUAUUUUCUGGUUGGUUCUGUUUUAAUAAAUUUUAGCCUGAUCUUGGCACUCCUUCUCUGCAGCAGCAGAGAUAGGGCCUGUACUUCCUCACCAGUAACCAGUGUCCUUAACCUCUACCCCAAGGCAGGGAUAUAAGCUGUGUCCAAAUGGGUUCUGAAUUCUCCAGACUCAUCAUUUUGAGGCAAUGAAUCAUUACAAAACCACUCUGUCUCCUUUGGGAGGGUGACAUGUCUUCAAUAUUUAUGUAGCUUAUUCUUAUAUAUAUACAUAUGCAAAGCUUUCCUUACAGUAAAGGGUACUUAUGCAUAGUAGGUGGAGAGCAGACCUUUACAGGUGAAGGAAAGCAACUUCAGAAAUGAAUUAUUUUCUUUGCUUCAUUAUUUUUAUCAAGACAGAGAAGUAUUGUAUUGAGAGAUAUCUAUUUUCAUAAUCAAUAUGUGCCUAAAUUAUAUUUAAAUCAUUUCACUCUGUACUCUAUUUUCAAGAAUUAUAGAAUGUGUUGUUCAUCCACUUAAGCGUACCUCUGUAGACAUAAUCUAAAAGUACAGAAGAAUCUGAAAGGUCUAAACAUGGUAUGCUUAGAAACUGCAGAGUUUGGAUCUAAUGUAUACUGCAUUAAUAAACAAUGUGAAAUGUUGAAA
Molecule: messenger RNA, 3113 nt
Organism: Pteropus alecto (black flying fox)
Lineage: Eukaryota; Metazoa; Chordata; Mammalia; Chiroptera; Pteropodidae
Gene: KCTD9
Product: potassium channel tetramerization domain containing 9
Exons: 12
Coding region: 164-1333 (389 amino acids)
Biological process (GO): intracellular signal transduction; protein homooligomerization
Molecular function (GO): protein binding
Source: RefSeq, a predicted model, not a curated record